Molecule: messenger RNA, 3681 nt
Organism: Chiloscyllium plagiosum (whitespotted bambooshark)
Lineage: Eukaryota; Metazoa; Chordata; Chondrichthyes; Orectolobiformes; Hemiscylliidae
Gene: lcat
Product: lecithin-cholesterol acyltransferase
Biological process (GO): lipid metabolic process
Source: RefSeq, a predicted model, not a curated record
AUCCAUUGUUGGCAGAGAGCUAUGUAUCAGCCCAUUGAGUAUUUACUCAGCCUGUACUGUCUGACGAGUUAAAGUCAGGACCUUGAAAGCUCUUUUUGUCCCAGUGAGAACAUUCCAGGCUGCGAGAGAGCAGUGAAAAAUGAGAGACCACUCUCAAAUGAGCUUUGUUCUUUCCUUGAUCUUGGUGUCUGUCUCUAUCCAGCUGUCAGCAUCUGAUCCAUCGAAAACAAAUUGGCUUCUCAACGUUUUGUUACCACCGAUAGGCCCUGAAGAUGCAAACUUUAAGCAUAACGAAGUCCCACCCCUGGUCAUUGUGCCUGGGCAUGUUGGAAAUCGCCUGGAAGCAAAGUUAGACAAACCUGCUAUAGUCCAUUGGCUGUGCAUGAAGAAAAGUAACUACUACUUCACAUUGUGGCUCAACCUGAAUAUGUUCCUGCCCAUCGGAAUUGACUGCUGGAUAGAUAAUAUCAGACUUGUUUACAACAGGACAACAAGGAGGAGUUCCAAUUCCCCUGGGGUAGAGAUCCGAGUGCCUGGUUUCGGGAAGACUUAUUCUGUGGAAUAUCUGGAUCCAUUUAAACUAGCAGGGUACUUGCACACGUUGGUGCAGUUCUUGGUAAACACAGGCUACGUUCGUGAUGACACUGUGCGAGCAGCCCCCUAUGAUUGGAGAGUUGCAGCAUACGAACAAGAAGAAUAUUUUGACAAAUUGAAGCAACUGAUUGAGGAAAUGUACACGGCACACAACAAGUCUGUUUACCUGCUGGGCCACAGCAUGGGGAAUCUAUACAUCUUAUACUUCCUGAAAGAACAGUCCCAGGAAUGGAAAGACAAAUUCAUUAAUGGAUUCAUUUCACUCGGAGCUCCAUGGGGGGGAACAGUGAAAUCUCUCGCUGUGCUUGCCUCAGGGGACAACUAUGGCCUCGCUCUUGACCUCAUGAAGAUACGGCAGCAGCAACGGACAACAACAACGAACCCUUGGCUACUUCCUACCUCACAAGCCUGGCCAGCAGAUCAUGUGUUCAUCUCCACCCCAAGCUACAAUUACACAUACAAAGACUACAGGAAAUUCUUCACUGACAUAGGAUAUGAAGAUGGCUGGUUCAAAUGGCAACACAGCAAAAGUUUUCUGACUGACCUGCCUCCUCCAGGGGUGGAAUUGUAUUGUAUGUAUGGAACAGAAGUUCUAACACCGAUGACUUAUGUGUACGAUGAAAACUUUCCAUCCAACCAGCCAAUACAGAUUAUCUACGGAGGUGGUGACAACACAGUGAAUAAGAGAAGCUUGUCUCUGUGUGGACAAUGGAAGGACCAGCAAAAGCAAAAAAUUCAUGUUAUAGAACUUCGUAACAAACAUCAUUUUGACACAAUUUAUGACAUUGACGCUUUACAAAUGAUUCAAGAUAUAUUGUUAGGAAAUUAUUCUGAACACUAAGUCAAUUCUGUCAACUAGAUGUGGUUUUCUUAGUGAUUGGGUACACCUGAUUCAGGUACACAUAAACUUCAGAUUUCUAAAUCAGAGCUUUAAACUAGACUGGUCUUCCCUGAGGGGUUCAACAACAUCUUUAAGUUGUAAUAACUGUUUCUGCUGGGAGUAAUAACUACCAUAUUUCAUUGCUUAUAUCCAGGAAUUCUGAACUUACAAGCUACAAAUUAUGAUCAGACCCAGUUAAGUGAUGUUUACAUUUCUAUAUAAGCAAUCUAAGCCCAGAAAUCAAUAUCUUCAGAAUGCCAAACAAAUUCACAUCUAUGUUUUCCCUUAUAAAGAGAUAUUAACCCAUUUCAAAUCAUAUCUCAAAUUAUCAGGUAAUUCCAGAUGAAGGCCACAUAGCUAGUUAGAUGUUAUUUGUUGAUAUCUUCAAUAGUAAUUUGUAAAAUGUUCUCAAAGUUACAGCAUCAAUCAAUUGCUUAAUUCAGAUAAAAACCAUUUUGCUUUAGUGUACUUUUUUUUAAAUAAAAAGGAUUUUCAUCCUGAGGAAUAUGAAUGAGCUCUCAGACAACCUUUGACCUGGCCAAUUAUGAUUCUACAUCUCUCGCAUUUGACUGAUCCUUAAUCUGGGACAGCUUUAUCAAUUCUCAGAGAAGCCACUAGAGGGCACAUUUUGAAAAAUGAUUCCCAUGGAGUAAACAGACAGCAGGCGUGUGGGGAAAAGAAACUUUAAAUGUACAACAGCAAGAAAACAUUUUAUUGUUACUUUUCAAUGUAAAACUCCAUAUGUAAGAAUUGAAGCUGCUGAAGUUAACCAGAGCUCUAGCAGCUCCUUUCCCUUUCUAAAUGUUGAAAUAUGAGCACCCCACGGUGAUUUACAAAUAGUGGAAUUCUUUAUAAUGGUCAAUGUUGGAACCGAAAACUUAAAGAGUUUGUGUAAUUGCUAAAUUUUCCACGAAGUGAAACAUAAUGGAUCAAACACAUGCUCAUGAUACAUAGCUUGUGGGAGUAUCAGUUCUCAGAAAAAUUUGUAGGCAAACAUCUCAUGGGUUAGACACUGCUUCAAACAGAUCUUUCUCAUUAUCAUUAGUUUGUCAGCUAUACAUGUCCUUCUGUGAAAUAAUAUUUUCCAAUCUCAAUCCUAUUGCCUACAGGGCAUAACUGUCCCUUAUUGAGUAUAACUUGACAUUCUCACCUGGACUGGCCACAGAAUGGCUGGUAAGAAAAAUGUCACAUUGCUGCAAUGGAAGCCACUAGAACAGAGAAUUGCAUCAUUUCCUAUCGAGCUGCAUGGUUGUACAAUGUGCUGACAACAGUAAAGUCUUACUCUGCAUUACUUCAAAAGUUACAUCUAGAAAGUUGGGAGUUUUACAAACAACAGUUCUGAUAAGUCACUGGACUCAAAAUGCCAGACCUGCUGAGUUUCACCAGCAAUUUCUUCUCUUGUUUUAUGUUCAAUUAAACAGUGGUUUCACUUUUUUUUGCUGAAACUGACUUGAAAUUACCAAAUGACUGGAAACAGAUGCUUGCUUAUGAAAUUGAAUUGGAGCUUUCCUGGAUUUCACAAAUGUUUGUUGUUGAUUGAUGUGGAUUUUUUAUAGUAUUGAUCAUGUGGUUUUAGAAAAGGAGAAAGAAGGGGCAAGUUAGUUGCUGCUAGUGAAUUCCUGGACAAAGAAAAAGUAAUUUUAACACUGGUUAUAUGGGGUAACUUGGGGGUAAGUCCCUCCUUGGAAUACUUUUCAUUUUAAUAGUUCCGCAAGUCUCCUUUGACAGCACUUUCCAAAUUCAUGACCAUUACCAUUUAGAUGGCCAAGGACAGCAGAUACAUGCAAACAUCACUACAUGCAAGUUCCCCUUCAAGCCACUCAUCAUCCUGACUUGGAAACAUUACACUGUUCUUUCACCGUCAUUGGGUCCAAAUCCUGGAAAUCCACAUCUACAAACACACACACAUGGCUGACAGUGUAACAGGUUGACCAACAUCAAAUGGCCAGCAUUGUUUCAAGAAGGCAGCUCACCAUCACCAUCUCAAAUGCUAUUAGGGAUAAGUAAUAAAUGCUGGCCAAGGCAACUAUACCCAUGUCCUAUGAAAGAAUGUUUUAAAAGACCUUCUUUGGCCUUGUUAAAACUAUAUUGCAGAUAUAUUCUUCAUCAACUUAAUGGAAACAACUAAACAAAAAGAUAUUAACUUUGAUUUUUGUGGUAAUUAUCAAUAAACUCUUCACCUUUAUGUUUAUGACACUUACAUUCCA